UACGCGUAUGUUAUCAAAUCAGUGUAAACUUUGGUCCAGUCGUGAAAAAAAAACAAAAAAAAACGAAAUUGACGUGUUUUGCCACGGGAGUAGUUGACUUAAGAGACAUUUUAUCAUUAGCCCGACGGACAUUGCAUCCCAACGGGUUGAACUUUGACACACUGUGCAAGUUUUGUACGUUUUAAUUUGGUAUUUGAGGGAGUGCACGCGUCAAAAUGACCUCCAAGAAAGUGGUCGAAUUGUUCUUCGAUGUGGUGUCUCCGUACUCCUGGCUCGCAUUUGAGGUCAUGUGCCGCUACAAAAACGUAUGGAACAUUGACCUCAAGCUGAGACCUGCAUUUCUGGGUGGUGUCAUGCAAGGUUCUGGCAACAAGCCCCCUGGAUUAGUUCCAAAUAAAUUUCUGUUUAUGGGAAAGGACCUGGACCGCCUGGCAGAAUAUUUCAACGUCCCUCUGCAUCCUCCUUCAGACCCUGCAGAAGCCAUGUUCAGGAAAGGCUCCUUGAAUGCAAUGCGCUUUGUGAAAGCAGUGCAGGAGAAAGACCCAGGUGGAGACCAACAGGUGGAGAAGGUCUCCAGAGAACUUUGGCGAAGAAUCUGGAGUGAAGACAAAGACAUUACUGAGCCUGCAUCACUGGCUGAGGCAGCACAGAAAGCUGGCUUGAAAGGGAGUGAGAUUGAAGAGCUGCAGAAAAUGUGCACCACGCAGGAAAUCAAAGACAAACUGAAGAAAAGCACACAGGACGCACUGGAUUACGGGGCAUUUGGCUUUCCCUUGAUUAUUUGUCACAUCAACGGAAAACCUGAAAUGUUCUUUGGCUCGGACAGAUUUGAGCUCAUGGCCCACUGUCUUGGUGAAAAAUGGCUUGGACCCCAGCCUGCUCAUCCUGAAAAGUCGUCUUCCAAACUGUGAGACGGAAUCUGCCUUCAAACACUAACCUAAUGAAUUGUCAUGGAUUACUGCCAUUGAGGGCGGUUGACAUCCAAUCCGUUUGGAAUAGC
This is a messenger RNA of Corythoichthys intestinalis (scribbled pipefish), 1000 nucleotides long. Its product is annotated as glutathione S-transferase kappa 1. Gene Ontology annotation, biological process: glutathione metabolic process. Gene Ontology annotation, cellular component: mitochondrion; peroxisome. The record is from RefSeq and is a predicted model, not a curated record. Lineage: Eukaryota; Metazoa; Chordata; Actinopteri; Syngnathiformes; Syngnathidae. The coding region runs from base 216 to 911 and encodes 231 amino acids. Gene Ontology annotation, molecular function: glutathione transferase activity; glutathione peroxidase activity. The transcript is spliced from 7 exons.